AGACUGGGCUCUGAGCUCCUCGCCCCCGCAGGGCGGCGGGGACACCCUGCAGGUGGCCGCACGAGGUGGGCGCGCCGGGUGCCUUGGCGACGCGGACGGCCUGGGUAGGAUGGCGGAGCUGUGGCUACUGCGCCCUGACGCACAGACACCUGUGGCUUCCUCCGGUUUGGGCCAGGAGCGCCGAUCCGCGUGGGCCUGGCGACUUCUGGGCCAGAGGGCUGUCUCCGGGGCUCCCCAAGCUUCCUCGGGGUCUGACUUUGAUGCAAACGUUGAACCCAGCCCCUGGGUGGAGGUGCGAUCUCCGUGCCAAGCUCCGGGCAUCCACUGUCUUUCAAAUCCUCCUGAAUCCCCAGGACCCAGGUUCUAAUAUACCCACUUUACGGAGGAGGAAACUGAGGCUUGGGGAGGGAAAGUUGUGCCGCCGAGAAGCGCCUUCAGCCUAAAUUGGAUGAAUCCAAGCUACUUAGGGCGGAAGCCAUCCUUAGAGGCUGCCCUUGCGCCAAUGAGCCUUCCCAACAUCUCCUCAGCCUUUGAAGACAAGAUGUGUGAGGGGAACAGGACCGUCAUGGCCAGCCCUCAGCUGCUGCCCCUGGUGGUGGUUCUAAGUAGCAUCUCCCUGGUCACAGUAGGUCUCAACCUGCUGGUGCUGUAUGCUGUACACAGUGAGCGUAAACUGCACACCGUGGGCAACCUGUACAUUGUCAGCCUGUCGGUAGCAGACCUGAUCGUAGGUGCAGUCGUCAUGCCCAUGAACAUCCUUUAUCUCAUCAUGACCAAGUGGUCCCUGGGCCGCCCCCUCUGCCUCUUUUGGCUUUCUAUGGAUUAUGUGGCCAGUACAGCAUCCAUCUUCAGUGUCUUUAUCCUGUGUAUUGAUCGAUACCGCUCUGUCCAGCAACCCCUCCGGUACCUGAGGUAUCGAACCAAGACCCGCGCGUCAGCCACCAUCCUGGGGGCCUGGUUUCUCUCCUUCCUGUGGGUUAUACCCAUUCUUGGCUGGCAUCACUUCAUGCCCCCGGCCUUAGCGCUUCGGGAAGAUAAGUGUGAGACAGAUUUCUACAACGUCACGUGGUUCAAGAUCAUGACCGCCAUCAUCAACUUCUACCUCCCCACUGUGCUCAUGCUGUGGUUCUAUGUGAAGAUCUACAAGGCUGUGCGGAGACACUGUCAGCACCGCCAGCUCACCAAUGGCUCCCUCCCUUCCUUCUUAGAAAUCAAGCUGAAGUCAGAGGAUGUCAAGGAGGAUACCAAGAAACCUGGGAAAGAGUCACCCUGGGGGGUCCUGAAAAGGCCAUCAAGAGACACUAGUGGAGGACUAGAUCAGAAGUCAACCUCCGAAGAUCCCAAGAAGAUAAACUCACCAACUGUUUUCAGCCAAGUGGAUGAUGGGGAAACAGUCACACACCACUGUUUCCAUCGUGACUCCAUGCAGACACAGACCAUGGCUGAGGGAGGUGGCAGAGGCUCAGAGGCCAUUGAACAGGCCCUGAGCCAGCCCAAAAGGGAUGAGCAGAACCUGAAUACUUGCCGGCGGAUCAGUGAGACAUCAGAGGACCAGACUUUGGUGGAUCGACAGUCCUUCUCCCGGGCCACAGACUCCGACACCAGCAUAGAGCCAGGGCUGGGCAGAGACAAACUGAGAAGUGGGUCAAACAGUGGCCUCGAUUACAUCAAGAUCACCUGGAAGCGGUUCCGCUCACAUUCCAGACAGUAUGUGUCUGGGCUGCACUUGAACCGAGAGCGGAAGGCGGCCAAACAGUUGGGUUUUAUCAUGGCGGCCUUCAUCCUCUGCUGGAUUCCCUAUUUCAUCUUCUUCAUGGUCAUUGCCUUCUGCAACAGCUGCUGCAGCGAACCUGUGCACAUGUUCACCAUCUGGCUGGGCUACAUCAACUCCACGCUGAACCCCCUCAUCUAUCCCCUGUGCAAUGAGAACUUCAAGAAGACAUUCAAGAAAAUUCUGCACAUUCGCUCCUAAGGGCACAGCAAGAGGAUGCCACAUAGUGGGUGGACAGCAUCUGAUGUCCAAGAGGGAACCAGAGGAAGAAAGCGUGGGCGUCACGAGGGCCCUGGGCGUUGGGGAAUAGAAUCUAAGAUCUUGGCCUGAGCAGUAUGGAGGCAUUCCCAGGGACUAUCAGAAGAAGAGCAGGUGGCGGUGGUUGGCAGGAAGAUUGUACUUCGGGUAGAAAGCAGAAUAUUUGAAAGAAGCGACCUGGCAGAGUACGCCUGGCCUUCAGGAACUGUGGGAGUCUCAGGUGCUCAUGGGAAGUCUGGCUCUCUGAUGUGAGUUCCUUAGUAAUCCAAGAGGGCAGUGUGUGGCAGAGUUCUUCUGGAGGGUAAGCCUGGACUCGGAGCCUUCCCAAGCAAGAGCUACGUGACUGCAGAGACCUACACACAGAUGCUGUCCCCCCCCAGGGGAUCACCUGGACAGGCAUGGCAGCCAUUCCAUCUCAACCACCACUUCUCAGAACACAGCCCUUCUGAGCCUCUCCUACAGCUUGCUCCAGGGCUGUCUGCCCCACCCUGGAACCUGCCUUACCUGUGUCAGAGUUGCUAGGAAAUUAGGCAGCUUGCAAGUCCAUUUUUCUUAACUCCUAGUUCCUUUUGGCUCUUAAAAUGGUAACAACAGCAGCAGCAGCAACAACAACAACAACACACAGUGACAAAACUGACCUCACAAGUCAGGAGGAGGAAGUGGUUUUUGAAUGGUUGCAUCUUAAAAGCAAAGCAAAAGGCAGGCAAGAGGCUUGUUUCACGGGAGCUCCACCAGGGGGCUCUCAUGAGCAGGUCUGGUCUGUGCCGUGAGAAACUAGAAGCAGGCAGGGGAGAUGAGCUUCCUGAAGUCGCCUGACAUUCGUGUAAGAAGCUGGGGAUAAGGAUGUUGUGUGGUCCCAGCUCCUUAAUGGUCCACCAGUUUUCUCCAAAAAAGAAAAAAUAAUAAUGCAUCCUGUCAAGUACUCAUGGUAUUCACCAAGAGAGGUGACAGUUUCUCAAGCAGCUGGCAUGGAGCACAUCUGUGUCCUUAGAAGGUGACCCUAGGAAGGGACAAUAUGGUUUCUAUCUGUGAGACUGUGUGAUUCACACAUGCUAAGUGAAUCCUUUCGAAGGCACAAGAGCACCCAGUUCUACUUACACCACACGCCCGGUUCUUAUUUAUAUUUCAAAGUGUAAUGUUAAGCCUCAAUGCGUGUUGCAAGUAGGAACCCCUGUAAAAGCUGGUCUUUUGUGUCUGUGUUCCUGUGUGCAUGCUUUAUCUAAAUGAGACGCUAUUGCUUACCUGAAACAGGACAUUUGGAAUGACUGUUCCAUGACUGCUUUGUGCCUCCUUUUCUGAGUCUCACAGGCUGAGGGAACAGGUGGAAAUGAAAGCCUGACAGAGGACUUUCUGUCUGGUGUCUGCUCAAAUUUACAAAUGUCCUUUCAAAUGACUCUGUUUUCUAGAACAUUCCCCUCUCACUCUGCCUUGCAUCCUGGGACACUCUCCAUGCUCAGGCUCGGGGGAUAUUGGGGACUUUCCUGCUGGGUUUACAGGCUGCCACUGGCCAAUUUUUAGAAGCUCAGAGAAGGCUGUGAGUGAGCUCCUCCCCAAGGUGCCUCAGGAUGGAAGGGUACUUAGAAGGAUGACUCCGCAGUGGCUAAGUGCCAUCAUGCGUGGGGAGAACAGCACAGACAGCAGGUGCAGAGAAAUGGCCAUGUAGAGAAAAGAGCUUUGACUUGGGGUCUGACAGGGACAAGAUGGAUCAAUAAAUAAAACUGUCACCUAAAGAA
This is a messenger RNA of Onychomys torridus (southern grasshopper mouse), 3762 nucleotides long. RefSeq names its product histamine receptor H1 (gene Hrh1). Gene Ontology annotation, molecular function: neurotransmitter receptor activity; histamine receptor activity; G protein-coupled serotonin receptor activity. The record is from RefSeq and is a predicted model, not a curated record. The coding region runs from base 449 to 1972 and encodes 507 amino acids. The transcript is spliced from 2 exons. Gene Ontology annotation, biological process: G protein-coupled receptor signaling pathway, coupled to cyclic nucleotide second messenger; regulation of vascular permeability; positive regulation of vasoconstriction. NCBI's taxonomy places the organism in Eukaryota, Metazoa, Chordata, Mammalia, Rodentia, Cricetidae. Gene Ontology annotation, cellular component: dendrite; membrane.